UAUAUAAGGAGCUCAGCAGGUGCCCAGAGCUGUCCUGGCCUUUCCAGCUCAACAUGGCUAAGGCACUGCUUGCACUCGGGUUAUUGGGCCUCUGCUGGCCGCUGGACAUUGCCCACCCUCUUUCUCUGACUGGUGGUCCCAGAAACACAGCCGAAGGUAGAAAUGAGACCCAGCCGAAACCAGACAUGGCGGAACUCUGCUCGGAUGACUGGAGCUUCGACACUAUGACCCUGGAUGACAACGGGGCCAUGCUGUUUUUCAAAGGGGAGUUCAUGUGGAGGAGUCAUAGCUGGACCCGGGAGCUAAUCUCAGACAGGUGGAAGAAUUUCAACAGCUCAGUGGAUGCUGCAUUCCGCCACGGGCAUGACAGCGUCUUCCUGAUCAAGGGGGACAAAGUCUGGCUGUUCUCUCCUGAGAUGAAGAAAGAAUAUCCACAGCUGCUCCAAGAUGAGUUUCCUGGAAUCCCAUCGCCAGUGGAUGCAGCGGUGGAAUGUCACCGUGGGGAAUGCCAAGAUGAGGGUGUCCUCUUCUUCCAAGGUAACCGCACGUGGUUCUGGGACAUGACCACCAAAACCAAAAAGGAGCGCUUCUGGCCAGCUGUUCAGAACUGCUCCUCUGCUCUGCGAUGGAUCGGCCGCUACUACUGCUUCCAGGGAAAUCAGUUCCUGCGCUUUGACCCAGUCACAGGAGAGGUGCUUCCUAGGUACCCUCUGGAUAUGCGAGACUAUUUCAUGCCCUGUCCUGGCAGAGGCCACGGACAAAGGACUAGGCCCAAGAACAGUACCCACCCUAUGCACAUGCGCUGUAGCCCGGAUCUAGUCUUGUCUGCACUGCUGUUUGACAACCAUGGUGCCAUUUAUGCCUUCAGUGGGACCCACUACUGGCGUCUGGACUCCAGAAAGGAUGGGUGGCACAGCUGGCCCAUUUCCCAUGUGUGGCCCCAGGGUCCUUCAAUAGUGGAUGCUGCCUUUUCCUGGGAGGACAGACUCUAUCUGAUCCAAGGCACUCAGGUCUACAUCUUUCUGACAAAGGGAGGCUAUCCCCUAGUAGAAGGUUAUCCAAAGCGACUGGAGAAAGAGAUUGGGAGCCCUUACGGGAUCAGCCUGGCUUCUGUGGAUGCAGCUUUUGUCUGUCCUGGGUCUUCUCGGCUCCAUGUCAUGGCAGGACGGAAGCUGUGGUGGCUGGACCUGAAGUUAGGAGCACAAGCCACGUGGACAGAACUCCCUUGGCCUCAUGAGAAGGUUGACGGAGCCCUGUGUAUGGAAAAGCCCCUUGUCCCCAACUCAUGUUCCACUAGUGGUCCCACCAUAUACCUCAUUCACGGUCCCAAUUUGUACUGCUACAGUGAUGUGGAGAAACUGAGCUCAGCCAAGGCCCUUCCCCAGCCUCAACGAGUGGCUGACCUCCUGGGCUGCAGCCACUGAAAGGGCUCCUACUGCGAACCUGCUUCCUUCUCCCUGGUUUCCUUAAAAUAAAGCCAUGGUGCUGCUUCA
Sorex fumeus (smoky shrew) is the source of this 1493-nucleotide messenger RNA. RefSeq names its product hemopexin (gene HPX). The record is from RefSeq and is a predicted model, not a curated record. Bases 54 to 1424 code for a protein of 456 amino acids. NCBI's taxonomy places the organism in Eukaryota, Metazoa, Chordata, Mammalia, Eulipotyphla, Soricidae. The transcript is spliced from 10 exons. Gene Ontology annotation, biological process: heme transport; intracellular iron ion homeostasis. Gene Ontology annotation, molecular function: heme transmembrane transporter activity.